AUGGGCAUCUAUCCUGGAGGCAAAAGUACACGUAUAGACUCUCCUCGACAUCUGACGAUACGGCACUCUCGCCGUGUUGUCGCUGCCAAUCGCGUUGAUGCCCGUCUCAGCGCUAUCCAGCCUGUGACUGUGCUCGCAGAUGGCAAGAUCGUCGAGGAUGAGAUUGAUCCAUUGCCCCCAGGCGAGCAGAAGCUCAAUUCAUUCUGGGCUCCCGGAAUCGAAGCGGGCCCUAAGCACAUCAUCUCGGUGAAGCAGACCAUCCAAGCAAAUGGUGAACAACUCAACUUGGACGCAGAGCAAGCGUUCUACGUGGAUGCGCCACAAUUCUCCCUGCCAGAUGGAAGCGUUCACUCUACAUAUCCUCCAGCAGGUUACAGCGAUGAUCAUAGAAUCUUGCCGCAUGUUGUCUUGACAGAUCCGCAUCUCCCAUGGGAGAGACUGGGAAGUCCAAAAGGCGGUACCAACAAGGAGCUCAAAGCACAGAUGAAAAGACUAGCCUUGGGUACCGCGGACAAAGCGAGCAGCAUACCACGAAACCGUGUGCCUUGGCUUGUCAUGCUUGCUUUUGCCCAAAACGAGCUUCGACUGCCCCCAGAGGACCUGGAUGGUGCAAGCAGCAUCUUCAGCAAUACCAGUGACGGUGUUCUCAAGCCCGUCAAGCAAUCGUCCACAAUGACAGUCAACAUGAGCAUCGAUGACUUGUGGAAGUUGAAGUCUGAUGUUACAACGCCUGUCACGGACAGACUUGGACCAUCGUCUAUGAAAGACAGCCGUGGAGACUUCAUCUUUGUACAGCCAGAGCUGUUCACUAGUCUCUUCUCUACAUUUGACGACAAAGGCAAUCGAGUCAAGGGCAGUGGACCAGAUACAUCACAGUACAGAUACCUUUCCCACGUCCGCAAGAUCAAUGGUUCCGGAAUGGCUCUUGCUGGCGUUGAGGACACAGCUGUCUUUAGCAUCGUCGUCGGCAACAGAUCGGGGCCGCUUGACAACGUCAUCCCAACCACCAUGUGUGCACAUCUAGUCUCCAUUGAGGGCGUGGAGGCCAUGAGCUAUCCGGGCCAGAACCACCGAUAUGUGGCUCUCUGCUCCCUGUACAGCUGGAACUAUACAGUACUCCCACCAAAUACGCUUAAUGUUCCAGAUGCUUUUGAGAAUCUAGGCCGCACUCUCAACGUUUUGCGAGCUCCAGAUGAAGUCAUAGCGCCUUUGAACAAGUCUGACGACAAGGCCCAGCAACUCGUUGGCCGUCGUCUGAGCGAUGGGUAUACCUUGGUCAAGUACCGUGUUCAAACAGGCGAGGCAACUGUAGCACUGUAUCGAGGUCCAUUCACUCCCACAUACGUGCCCACCUUGGAGCAUCUGACCAAGUGCUCAACCUCGGGCGUGGACUUGCAAAUUCUUGACAAGAAUUUGGGCAUUAUGGAUAUAACAUACUCUGUGGCAUGGCAGGUUGGCCGUACCAUGGCACUCGGCGACCAAGCAUUCGUGGCUGCGCUGGGACGCGUAAGAACUGCAGUACAUGCAGCCGCAGCGAAACAAGUAAAGAUCACUGCUGUCAAGGAGGUUAGAGACACGGCAUUUCGCACUCGCAAUGACCUUCUACGGGAUCUUUCCUCUAUGGUUAAGGGUCUUGCUGACAUCCAUAUUCACAAACGUGGUUCAGAUCCACCUGAUACUCAAGAGCCUGGGGAAGCUCCUGGUAGGAGACAGCCCGGCAGACCCGUGUUCAGGCAUGGAGGAGCCAAGAGGCGAUGGCACCACAAACAUCUCCAACGCCGCGAUCGACCGACUCUCUCAUUCUCUUCGCCUCUCUUUGAGGACAAAUACCCAGCCGCCGCGCUAGACUCUGUUCGCAGACUGGCUUCAAGUCGAUCGGGUGACCCAUACGACGAGACAAAUGAUCCUCAAUCCUCAGACUGGAUGGUUGUUCUCUCGUGGCUCAUCGAUCGCAUGUUUCUUGCGGGUGUACCAGCACACUAUCUCGUGCCUGACCCAAGUUACCUACAGCCAGAGAGCUUACGCUUCUUCCAUAUUGACAAGAACUGGGUUGAUGCCCUCAUCGAUGGAGCAUUAUCCCUCGGCAAUCAUUUUGGUACUGAUGAGGACCGAGUCGCUAUCAAGAAAGCACUCAAUGACUACAUCGGUCGUACACCCGAUGGAAUGGACCAUCGUGUCCAGAUACCUGCUUACGGGUUCUACCUUCGCUCAGACUUGGUGACUAUGUUUCCAGAUCUUCGCGUUGAGGUCCUAUCCAACGAUAGCGACCUCAAAGCCGCUGGUCAGGAUCCUCCUGCAGGAGCUCCUCUUUUGCGGCAUGAAAUUGUUGCUGAUGGGGUCAUGAUGGCAUUCAUGGACCGUGUGCCUGGCUCUGCACAGUUUUCAUCACUUGUAUUCACGCAGCCAGCACAUCAGCAGCGCUUUGCUGUUGCCCGUGGUCUUGACACUACCGAGAUCAAGGUCAACAUCAGGCGGCAACACAAGGCACUCAAGGAAAUCAUAUACACUCCGACUGGGGAGUCAUCAUCGAACAACAUAUUCAUAUGGAACUCCGAACCCAACCAAAAUAUGAAUGACUUACGUAUACUACGUCUUCCCGCCUUUGCAGACGUACAGCUCAAAGUCCUACAAGACAUGAUGGGAAAGCAAGAAGGAACUAAUACAGCUUACUUUGAGGAUGAUGCUUCGACUUCUGCACUGUUUGCCAUGCAACUCAAUGAUCCCAUUUACAACUUGACCAUCAAUAUGGCUGAGGCUCCAAAGGCUGCACAAGCAAUAGCUGGCUUGGCUCCUCCUGACAUGGGAAACGGAAGCCCAGAGCUGAGAACUAUCAACAUGAUGGAAGCAGUUCGAGUCAAGAACCUUUCUGCCCCUGGUACAGAAGUCUCUCCGGCGCCGGUGGAGAAUGAUCCACAUGAGGAGGGUGAGGAUGAUGAUACAAUCCAUGAAGAGGAUAGCUUCGUUAGAGCUGCGGACUACGUUUCUCCACUGGAUGUGCUCUCAAACUACCUGUCGCCUCAUGUUCGAGCGAUGCCACUUCAUCAAGGUCCAAGUGUCAGCGACCCAGAUAACAUUCCCGCCAGCUUUCAACAAGGCCAAGUUGGGGCCCGUGCCAUCAAAGACAAACCACCUGGAUCUGAGCCAGCAUCAGCACCCCGAUUCCUUAUACGCGUCAGCAGCAACUUGGCCGACAAUCACAGUCAAGUCGUACUAGACAGGUUCAAUCUGCCCCAAGACCUCAUUUUCUCCAUUGUCCUGAAGCAGAGCGAGAUCAAUCAGUACUUACUGAUGGAAGUCACUGUCGACAUUGCGCUUGGUUCGCCCAGCGAUGCCGCAUACUCUCUGAUGUCUAACUACACUGGGCCUGGCGCACACAUGUUGACAAACCUGCGCUUCAAUGUGAUUCCAACAACGUUCCACGAUCAGAACCAGGACCAGUACUACUUACGCAUCCGUCUACUUCCCAGGGCCGAGAAAGGAUGGGUCAUGGCUCCGGCUGUGCCUGAACUAAGCUUCUUGCUUGGGCUGGCUAGUAUCAAUGCUCCAGGACGUGGAACCGCAACCGCAACUGUCCAGUCUCGGGCAAGAUAUUGCAGGAAUCCCGCCUUUCCUCUGGUGGAGCCCAACGUGAUGAUAGUGGAUAACCCUCCUCUAUCUGUAGAAGUAGUCAUGCAUUAG
Molecule: messenger RNA, 3678 nt
Organism: Fusarium redolens
Lineage: Eukaryota; Fungi; Ascomycota; Sordariomycetes; Hypocreales; Nectriaceae
Exons: 2
Coding region: 1-3678 (1225 amino acids)
Source: RefSeq, a predicted model, not a curated record